AUGGUGCUUCAACGUAUGAGGGCAACAUCCUACCUUCGGCGUACAGUAUCAGAUCCUUUCUCACGCCGUCGUACAACUAUGCCAUAUACACUAGGUUUAAGCAGUCAACCUAAAGACUUAUAUAAGAAGUUAAUAAUGACAGGAAAUUCUCUGAGUAUUAUUGAGGAUGAACCUAUUCCAGUUUUUACUUUCCAAUCUGAUAUAUUUGCAAUAUUUGAAAUAUUAACAUCCCAAUUUAAUAUAUUACUUAUAUUUGCACCUUUUGGUAUGUUAAGUUAUUAUUUAAAUUGGGGUCCUUUGGCAACUUUUUGGCUAAAUUUUAUUGCUUUAAUACCUUUAGCUAAUCUAUUAGGUAUUCUUACCGAGGAACUAGCUCUACAUACAGGUGAAGUUAUAGGAGGUCUUUUAAAUGCUACUUUUGGUAAUGCUGUUGAAAUGAUUUUAACAGUUCAGGGUAUUCGAGCAGGACUGUUUACUGUUGUGCAAGGUACUCUAUUAGGUUCUAUAUUAUCCAAUCUCCUCCUUAUACUUGGAAUGGCUUUUUUUGCAGGAGGUCUAUUCCAUCAUGUGCAAAAAUUCAAUGAAAAGGGAGCAUCAUUUUCUACAUCGCUACUUAUGCUCUCUUGUAUGGCAAUAACAAUUCCAACUAUUGUAGCUCAAGUUCAUCAGUCACAAUAUAGUACUUUGAUGAUAUCUAGACUUACAGCUCUUUUACUAUCAUUUACAUAUGUUUUGUUUUUGUUUUUUCAACUCUAUACUCAUAUAAACUUAUUUCGAGAAGAAGACUUGUCAGUUCUUGAUGGGAAUAACUUUUAUGGAAGACGUAUAGAAUGCCCAUCUAUAUCAUGGCAAAUUGGAGUUAUAUUGAUUUUAAUAUCUACUACCUUAAUUUCUCUAUUAAGUGAAUAUUUAGUAGAAUCUAUAAGUGGAUUUGUCUGUGAAUGGGGAUUUUCCGAAAAUUUUAUUGGUGUUAUUCUAUUACCUUUGGUCGGAAAUGCUGCUGAACAUAUGACUGCAGUUUCUGUUGCAAUAAAAAAUAAAGUAGAUCUCACAAUGGGAGUUGCAGUAGGAAGCUCUACUCAGAUUGCCCUAUUUGUUGUCCCUUUUAGUGUGCUGGCUGGGUGGGUUUUAGGACAACCAAUGACAUUGUCAUUUACACCUGUUUCAGCUAUGAUCCUCAUGUUAGCAAAUCUAAUCGUUAUUGGAAUAGUUCAAGAUGGUGAAUCUAAUUGGUUUGAAGGUAGCCUUCUUAUUAUAAGUUAUUGUAUAGUUGCUGUUGUAUAUUGGUAUGUUUGA
Messenger RNA from Cryptosporidium muris RN66, 1296 nucleotides. RefSeq names its product calcium/proton exchanger family protein. The transcript has a single exon. Gene Ontology annotation, molecular function: calcium:proton antiporter activity. NCBI's taxonomy places the organism in Eukaryota, Apicomplexa, Conoidasida, Eucoccidiorida, Cryptosporidiidae. The record is from RefSeq and is a predicted model, not a curated record. Gene Ontology annotation, cellular component: membrane. Bases 1 to 1296 code for a protein of 431 amino acids. Gene Ontology annotation, biological process: intracellular calcium ion homeostasis; calcium ion transmembrane transport.